Molecule: messenger RNA, 3479 nt
Organism: Drosophila albomicans
Lineage: Eukaryota; Metazoa; Arthropoda; Insecta; Diptera; Drosophilidae
Gene: ssp6
Exons: 3
Coding region: 433-3030 (865 amino acids)
Molecular function (GO): protein binding
Source: RefSeq, a predicted model, not a curated record
UUUGUUGGAAUGGUCACAGUUUCAGUACGGCUCGAAACUCGAACGGAAGUGGAACAAACGAAGCGGAAACCCACACGAUACGAAUAUGGAAAAACUUUUUCAUCAACAACAAAAUAUAAUCAUGGCAAUUUGGUCAAUGUAAUAAUAUACAGCUAUGACUAAUUGUAAUUACAACUUGCGGCGCGCUUGAACUGAGCACACUUCAGUUCAGUUCAAUUCAGAAUUUCGAGUCUCGUGUCGGUUUUUUUUUUUUUUUUUGGCUGCAUUCAAAGUCAAGUGAAAUUUUUGUCGGUAUCUGUUGCGGUCGGUUUUUGUUGGCUUUUGUCGGUCUCGGUCUUUGUCUAAAGGAUUUGCACAAAGCACAUUAAAUUUUUGGACUUUGCUAAGAUGAUGACUGCGUGAAGAAAUCAAUAAGACAGGCAAGACGAGGCGAUGAGCAGCAGCUGCCAAAGCAUUGCAACGGCGGCGAGCAGUGCCGCCACCACAGCAGCUGCCGUCUCCAUCUCGGUGUCCAAUGCCACCUCGGUGGGCAGCCUCAUUGCGGCCGCCUGCAACCUGCAGCAGCCACCGACGUCGCACUAUGUCAAUGGAACGGGCAGCUUGGGUCGCCUCAAGUUUCAUCACAAGAGUCUCGAUGCCAGCGAUGAGGAGCUUGAGUAUACGCAGUUGUCGAAGUCCACACACAUCCUUGGACGCUACAAGUCGGAACGCUUUCUGGCCUCCAAGCCGGAUGAGGAUCGACGACGUCGCACCAUCAUUGUGGAGAAGAAGAACGAUUCCUAUGGCUUCACCCUGCAAAGCUAUGGCAUCCAUUACAAAUGCGACGAGGAGCUGGAGAUGAUUACCUAUGUGGACUAUGUGGAAUACGGUGGCCCAGCGUAUCGGGCUGGGAUGCGGGAGGGCGAUGUGAUACUCUCGAUCAAUGGCAACGAUAUGGAGAAGGCUGAUCACAAGACCAUUGUGGAGUUUAUCAAGAAGUGCGACAUGAGGAUGCGCAUGGUUGUGCUCUUCGAGGAUUGUGUGCGAAAGGUGGAUCUGCAUAUGCGCUACAUACAGCUUCAGACCUUGUUGCAGCAGAAGAUGAACGAGCUGGAGCGUGUGCAUCUCCGUGAACGUGAGCUGCUCGAGGGCAAGUGGAAGACGCACAGUUUGCCGGCACGCAAAAAGGCGAAUGCCAACACUUCGCCCAGCGAUGCUGAAGGCAUCUCACCCACAGAGUCAACGGCAGUCGAGGCGGGUUUCUAUCGCCCCGCACUGUCCACGGAGGAUGUACCCAAUUUGGCAAUGCGUCAGCAACCGAUAAUAAUACCGCCACCAGCGCAAUUUAUGCUCACCUAUCACUAUCUGGAUCCCACAUAUCGCUAUGUGCUGCGACCCACAACGCACGGCAAUGCGGACAACUAUAUUGAGGGCGGUGUGAUUGGUUUGCAGCGCAGCAGCAGCAGCAUCGAUCACCAGGCCACCCAACAGCAGCAACAGCAACAGCAGCAACAUUAUAUGAUGCAGCGGACCGAAUCGCUGGACACGAAUACAGCGAGUCAGGGGACGGCGAGCACCACGCAGCAGUAUCACAGCGCCAGCGCAGGUGGCGGGGGCGGUGGUGGAGUGAAGCCACCGGCGCCACCACCGAGGACCUGUGAGAAGCACAAGCCGCCUGCGAAGCCGCCAAAGUUGGAGAAGUCAAAGCAUUGUCAUGCCGGACACUCGUGCAAUCCCUGUGUGGGUCACUUUCGCUGGAAGUCUUCCGAUAAGUCAGUCGAAAAGUCGCACAAUAAUGGCGACAACGUUAGCCUCGAUGCCUACGAUUUGGCCAGUCCCUGCUGCGAUACGCAGUGUGUGCCCAGCAGGCGUCGCCAUCGCCAGCACAAGGAGCAUGUGCACAAGCACAAGCAUCGUGAACGCGAGCGUUCCGAGAGCAAACACUCCGCCGCCUCGCGUGGCAAUUCACAGACUCAACAACAGCAUGCCUCACCCAGUGCAAUGGAGGCCAAGUCGAUUGCCGCUGAGCGGCCGACGGGGGGACAUCAUCAUCAUCACCAUCAUCACAGGCAUCGGCAUGAUCAGACGCAGCCGGCAACGCAGUCGCAUCAUCAUUACCAUCAUCAAACCCCUCAAGCGCAUUCGCAAACGCAAUCCCAGGCGGGAAGCGUGCGUUCGCGUUACUUUGAUCUGGCCUCCGGUUUGGCCAGCCAUUGCAGUCUGCACUCGUGUACGUCGAGUGAGUUUGCGCCAGCGGAUUCCGCCUCCUAUACCACCUCCAUCAGCACGGACACACUGUUCUGGGAUCCCAAGAGCGACGCAGCGCAGCAAGCAUCGCGUCAGCAGUCGACCAAGUCGCGUCAAUCGUACGAACAGCAGCCAACUCAACAGCAACAGUUGCAGCAACAGAUGCAGCAACAACAGCAGCCGCAUCCACAUGUGCAUGCUCAUCAUCAUCAUCAGCAGCAACAGCAGCAGCAGCAUUAUCAUGUGACCACCACACAGAUGCAACCGUCCCAGAUCUAUCCCAACACCAUGACCUAUGUGCAGAAGCCCAAGUCGUGGGAUAAUCUGGCCAACAAAGCGCUCGUCGGCCAAGGCUAUGGCUAUGGUUAUCUUGAUACGGUGGCCAUGACGCCACCCGUCAAGCUGCAGCUGGCCCAGCAACGUCAUUCGAUGCCCCGUCGCAAUCCCUAUGGACGUUUCUCCACCUACGGCGAUGUGGAGAACUAUGCACCGCCACCCACUGAGUUUGUGGGUGAGCUAACAACCACCACGACCACAACGAUCACAGCCAAGUCCACGGAGCAGUUGCUGGCUGCAUGCGAUUGUCUGACGCCGCAGCAGCAACAGGCGUUGAAGGCAGCUCAAUAUCAGUUGAGCCAGAAUCAGAAGUUGUCGCAUCACAACACCUGUCAAAUGGGUUAUUAUUCGCAUCUGCCCAGACCCACGGCCGAUGUGGGCAUCUCAGUGGGUCAGCAGCCCCACCAGACGACGCCAUCGAAUAAUGGUUGCGAUGUGUCCACAGUAUCGGAGGCGACGCGACUGUAAAGCGUGUCUAUUUGAUCAACCGUCUUUUGGAGCGGAGUUCACAACGAAUGCCCUCGCUAUAAAAUGCUCAAUAUAUACACUAUAUAUACUAUAUAGACACAUAUCCAUCAUUCAUUUGUAAACUUAUGUGAGCAUUCAGUGUGAGACUCCGUGAAUACUUGUACAUCGAAAUAAUUAGCAGCCAAAUUUUUUAAACUUUUAACUUGCACUUCCCAAAGAGAACAUAUUCCAUAUUACCGAUUACCGAUUACCACAGGAAUCGGACCAGAUCGAUAUACAUACAUACGAGUACGAUACAUAUAUACGAUAACUAGACGCAUUGCAGUUACGAAUUUUUGUUUUCGGAUUUUUGUUAAAGACUGAAAGCUACGCGUAUAUUUUAAAAGAGAGGUUUAAGAUCUGGCGUCAGUAAAAACAUAAGUAGUUGAAAUACUUAUAACAACAACAAG